UUUAUUUCACUAUUCAGUUUUACGGCGUAAGUCAAGCACUGCACUUCCAAUUGUAUUCUAAAAGUGCUGAAGCCUACAUUCCAACCGAGUUUUUAUGCAAAUUUGUGUAUACGCUAGAAACGUUUUCAGAAUGUCUAAAAUUUUGGGUGUACGUUGUGCCGGCACAACUGUUUCGCGUUUGUUUAUAUUCAACGAAAAGCAACAACAAUUGCAAAAAUGUCAAAUUGCAUUUCAAUCGACAGUCGGCAAUGUCAAGGUUGACAGUCUUGACAACAAAUCAUUCGACGUGGAGUGGCAACAGGCCUUACCUUACAAGUCCCUGCCCAGACUGUCUAGAUAUCAAAUGUUACGAGGCUUCUUAAAAGGAGGUGAAUUUGCCGAUCUUUCGCUAAACGAUUUCCUUUUCAAGUGUCGUGAACGUCUCGGCGAUAUCUAUCGUCUGCCUGGUGUGAUUGGACAGCCAGACUCUGUUGUACUCUUCAAUGUGAAUGACUUUGAAAAGGUCUAUCGUACAGAAGGUAUUUGGCCAAGUCGUCCUGGUACAGAUGCGGUGAGAUACUAUCGGCAAAAUCGGAAGGAUGGGUUUUUCAAAGAAACUAUGGGUCUGAAUGAUAACGGUGAAAAUUGGGCGAAGUUUCGACAUGUGGUAAAUCCAGUUUUGAUGCAGCCUAAAAAUGCUAAACUCUAUUUGGAUCCGUUGCAAAAAGUAAAUUUGGAAUUUGUAGAAAGAAUCCGUGAGAUACGCGAUCCACAAACACUAGAAGUACCCGAUAACUUUCUAGUGGACAUUAACCAUCUCGCUUUCGAUUCUGUUGCCGUUGUUGCAUUGGAUCACGAAUUCGGUUUGAUACGUAAGAAUCCCGACUUAAAAGACGCCAAAGUGCUCUGUGAGAAUAUGAGCGCAUUUCUCAAAUCCAUUUAUGAUUUGGGCAUUAAACCAUCAUUUUAUAAAUACAUUACUACACCAACAUAUCGACGUUUCGCCAAAUCAAUGGAUCUGAUGUUCGACAUAACGAAUCACUAUGUAAAUGAAGCGUUGACGCGUUUGGAGGCAAAUCCCUCAAAGGAUGGUGAAGAACGCAGUGUUUUGGAGAAAUUGCUGAAAAUCAAUCGGAAAACAGCGAUAGUUAUGGCAAUGGAUAUGCUAAUGGCUGGUGUAGAUGGGCCCUCCAGCGCAAUAUCCGCCAUACUGCUGUGCAUCGCCGCGAACCCCGCAAAGCAACAGAAACUGCGUGAAGAGCUGCUCGCAGUGCUGCCACACCGCAGUGACCAUUUCACAAUUGAAAAUAUGAAACAGUUGCCAUAUCUGCGUGCCUGCAUCAAGGAAGCACUGCGCUUCUAUCCCCUCGCCUUUGGUAAUGCGCGUGAAACUGGCACCGAUCUCGUGCUCAGCGGUUAUCAGGUGCCGAAGGGUACCGGCGCUUUAAUAAGCUCAAAUAUGCUGCCGAACGAAGAGCUUUUCUUUCCACGUCCACGUGAAUUCAUACCGGAGCGUUGGCUACGCAAUUCGGAUGCGACAUUAGCCGAUGGCGAGCGCCUAAUCGCUGAGAAUGUGAAUAAAUUCAUUAAUUUGCCGUUUGGUUUUGGACCGCGGAGCUGCGUCGGUAAGCGUAUUGUGGACAUAGAAAUGGAAUUGACGCUGGCUAAUUUAGUGCGCCAUUUCCGUAUCGAGUACAAUUAUCCGAUAAAGAAUCCGUUCAGAUAUCACCUGAUCGGUACGCCUGCUAUACCGUUGAAAUUCAAGUUUACCGAUUUGGAAUGAGGACGAGAAAGUUCGUUUUGAAGUCAAGUUUUGAGAUAUUUUAUUUGUAUUUUAUUUUCAUUUUUUGUUAUGUCAUUUUCGGGGCGUAUUAAUCAUUUUCGAUGUAUAUAUAACCAUGUAUAAUAUAUAUAUAAUUUUGCAA
Zeugodacus cucurbitae (melon fly) is the source of this 1904-nucleotide messenger RNA. It is a transcript of the gene Cyp12c1, whose product is annotated as probable cytochrome P450 12c1, mitochondrial. NCBI's taxonomy places the organism in Eukaryota, Metazoa, Arthropoda, Insecta, Diptera, Tephritidae. The coding region runs from base 95 to 1762 and encodes 555 amino acids. The record is from RefSeq and is a predicted model, not a curated record. Gene Ontology annotation, molecular function: heme binding; iron ion binding; monooxygenase activity. The transcript is spliced from 6 exons.